AUGCUGGCGGUGCGCCACGUGCUGUUCGUUGUUGCCCUCCUGCUGCUGUGCCGGAUUGUGCCGGCUGUUGGGGCGUCAACAAGGAACAUGAAAGAAGUGAGGAAAUAUCUCAGAACUGUAAUGGAAGUUGCACUGGAGGCAAAGCAAUCUGCUGAUGAUGCAUUCAACAAGGCUGAAGAUGCUAUGAAUAUGACCGAGAAUGCACAGGAGGCUGCAAGGACAGCAAAUGAUGCGGCUGCUGAUCUAAAAGCUGCUGUUAAAGCAAUUGAUUUGGAUGCGGGUGUUUCUGAUGCAGUUCAGAAAAAAUCGCGGCAAGCGAGGCUAAAAUGUUUUGACGUGAUUUCACGCCUCAAUGCUGCUGCAGGAAAGUUGGAUGAGGCAAAGGGUGCGGCAAAGAUGGCAUAUCAGACCGUCAUGUCGGUUAAUGAGAGAGUCAAAGAGGAAAAAGACUUGGCAGAGGGUUCACUCUCAGAGUAUGUAAAGUCGAUAUCUGGUUUUGCAGAGACUACGGGAACUGCUUUGUUACAAGUGGAGGUUAAUGCCGCAUCUUCACGGGAUGACUCAACGACGGCUCGGGAGAGUGCAAUGGAGGCGGAGUCAAAUGCGAAGCAGGCUGAAGAGCAUUCUAAAUUGGUAGUGGGUAUCGGAAAAGACCGUGCGAGUGUGAUGCGCACUGGUUUUAAUAAUGAGGAAGCAGAGAGAUAUGCUUCAGUCCUAGAGGAAUCCGCUGGCAAGGCACUGGAAAAAGCUAAAGCUGCAGCGGCUAAAGCCAAAACUGCAUUUGAGAACGCUGAUAAGGCACUUCAGGCAGCUCAACAGAUGGUGGAGGCUGUAGAAGCCGCUGAGGAAGCUUUUAAAAAAGAUGCGGAACAAACUAAGAAAGGGGUCCUGCAGACAAAGAACUCUCAGAAGGGCAUUCCGGUUCUCCCUGAGCAACAUGAACAUCUCAACGAGGAGUCUGCCAGGACCGACUCGGACGGAGAUAAAAACAGGCAGGAUGUGCCGCCUUUGCCACCACAGAAAGGACUUGAGGGAGAACUGCAUCAAGGUGUGCUGCAGGGGCCCCCGGCAGAUGCACAUCCCGUUGACCCGGCGGUUCAACGCGGAGGGGGUAACAGACACCGGCAGGAUUCUCCUGCAGGGGUGUUAGAGCAAAGACUGAGCGAAGGGAAAGCAGACGAUCCUUCAGCCUUGUCAGCGGCGCCUGGAAGCGCAGAAGAUCUGAACAGGGUUGCGAAGUUGCCACACAAAAAGCAGACGAGUGGAAGAGUCCCCGAUCCUCAAUCGAAUGUGGAUCAGCAUGUCGUUGCAUCGCAAGAUGUUGCUUCUCCUGAACGGAUUACACAUGGAUCGCCUUCCAGCACAAGUCCUGAUCGUGGUGCUGCCGAAACUCACAAUGAAGAAAGGGACAAUACCGAUGAGUCCCCUAAUACCGAUGCAGAAUCUACGGACUCCACUGCAGCAGGCGAGACACACAGUGCGUCAGGUGCCGCUUCGGCUACUGAUGCAAUGAAUGCCCCACCAGGAGCGGCAACAAUGGUGGAAGACUUUACUUCUAACAACGAAGGUGCCGAUGGGAAGGCGAUGUCUCCAGUGGAGGUCCCAUCGAAUGCGGCCACUACUGCUCCUACACUCGCACUGAGCGGGAUCAGCAGCGGAGUAAGCACCAACCAAGAUGCGGACGGUGACGGUCGCUCGGCUUGCGUGAGUGCGCUGCUGCUGCUGCUGCUGCUGCUUGCGGUGAUGGUCUGCGUGGCUGUGGAGUGA
Messenger RNA from Trypanosoma grayi, 1767 nucleotides. RefSeq lists its product as hypothetical. The record is from RefSeq and is a predicted model, not a curated record. NCBI's taxonomy places the organism in Eukaryota, Euglenozoa, Kinetoplastea, Trypanosomatida, Trypanosomatidae. The coding region runs from base 1 to 1767 and encodes 588 amino acids. The transcript has a single exon.